AUGGCAAUGUAGCUUGACUGUUAGUGGUCCCUCACAGACUUAAUUACUAAGGUGUUUUUCCGCGGGGAGGAGCAACCAGAGGAGCAGAGUAGCGUACUAGACACUUGCACUUGGAAAGCGAAGGCACAACGCGCGCUCCGUGGAGACGCUCGACAGUCACGCCAUGAUAUUCGAAUUAUUCAAAUGACCGAAUAAUUAUACUACUAUCAUUUGCUUUCGUAAUAUUUCUACAGAACGUUCGCAUUUAAUUUAUAGUCGCGCUGACUUUUUUCAGAGAACCUUUUGUUAUGGUUUGGGGGAUAUAGUUGAGCUAAAUGUAAACGCACAGAGAAAUUCAGAAUGCACUAGGUUAUGCGCUGCAAUUCUAAUGUUAACUGCAGAGAUAUCCACAACAAUGUCACAGGCUGAGGUUGAUAUGGCUGGUCUUGGCUUCCCGAAGUUGCCUGCAGGUUUUGACGCGGACUCGUUCUUCCCAGCUCGCCUGCCGCCGAGACGAAGGAGACACUCGGCAAACUCCAGGAGAAAUGCCUACAGGUUUAACAAACUCCAUACCAUGGACGUAGAGCAACAGGAGAGCAUCGCACCAUUGACGAAAACUCUUUCAUGGUCAGCCGACAACAUUUUAUCGGAAAGUACCAACGAGGAGAAAAAGACGGACUCUUCACCUCCAAUGUCACCUGUCUCCAGCUCACCACCUGAGACGCAAGACUCGGACCCGCGACCGACUGAUUCCUGGGCCACCGAGGAGCCCAGCGCACAGGAGGCUGAUGCCAGCUCGGACUCCGAUGAUGAAAGCACCCAGAAGAAAGCUGUUUUGUCAAGAGCCCUGUUUGAGAGUAAACGCGAGCAGGAGGAAAAGGAUGAGGUUGAGACUAAAGCUGUGGCGACUUCACCUGAUGGAAGGUUUCUGAAAUUCAACAUUGAGAUCGGAAGGGGGUCUUUUAAGACCGUCUACAAAGGCUUGGAUACGGAGACCACCGUGGAGGUCGCUUGGUGUGAACUGCAGACCCGAAGGCUGACGAAAGUGGAACGGCAGCGUUUCAGUGAAGAGGUGGACAUGCUGAAGUGCCUGCAGCAUCCAAACAUUGUCCGUUUUUACGACUCCUGGAAGUCCACAAUGAAAGGGCAGAAGUGCAUUAUCCUUGUGACGGAACUCAUGACGUCAGGGACUCUGAAGACGUAUCUGAAAAGGUUCAAAGAGAUGAAGCUAAAGCUCCUCCAGCGUUGGAGUCAUCAGAUCCUCAAGGGCCUUCACUUCCUGCACACCCGAACACCUCCCAUAAUCCACCGAGACCUUAAAUGUGACAACAUCUUCAUCACUGGCCCUACUGGAUCUGUUAAGAUUGGUGAUUUGGGCCUAGCCACUCUCAAGAGUGCCUCAUUUGCUAAGAGUGUCAUUGGAACCCCAGAGUUCAUGGCUCCAGAGAUGUACGAGGAGAAAUAUGAUGAAGCUGUGGAUGUUUAUGCCUUCGGCAUGUGCAUCCUGGAGAUGACCACAUCAGAGUACCCUUACUCAGAGUGCCAAAACGCUGCACAGAUCUACCGCAAAGUCACCAGUGGAAUGAAGCCAGACAGUUUUUACAAAGUGAAAGUCCCUGAACUGAAAGAGAUAAUUGAGGGAUGCAUCCGGAUGAACAAAGACGAAAGGUACACAAUCCAGGACCUGUUAGAGCACACCUUCUUCCAGGAGAAUAAUGGUGUCCAUGUUGAGCUGGCUGAGGAAGACGACAUGGUGAAGUCUGGCCUUAAACUCUGGCUUCGGAUGGACGACACCAAGAAGCUCCAUGGCAAAUACAAGGACAACAAUGCCAUCGAGUUUCUAUUCGAACUCUACAAGGAUGUCCCGGAGGAGGUGGCUCAGGAGAUGGUUGUUCUUGGCUUUGUCUGUGAGGCUGACUACAAGCUUGUGGCCAAAGCCAUCCGUGACCGUGUCACCGCUAUCAAACGCCAACGAGAGAAACUCCGCCGUCAGGCCGAAGAGGUGCAGAGGCGGCGUCAAGAGGAAGUGAUUGAGGAAGAACUGGAACCUAGUCUUGAAGCCGAAUCUUCAGUUUCUAACCCACCAGCUCCAAAACCUCCUGUAGAGACGCCCGUAUCCACCUCUACACAAGCUCCACCCACUGUCACGGUGUCAGGUCCCAUUUCUGUGCCUGCAAAUGAAUCUCUGGACUCUGGAUUCAACGUCAGCUUUGCCACUGAACCCGAGGAGCCGGAAGCGGACCAGCGGCAACAUUUCAAUAUACGCCAUACCAGCUACUCAUCAGCAACAUCUGACUGUGAGACGGACGGCUACCUCAGCCCCUCUGGGCUUCAGGAACCUUCAGAAUCUCGAGCUCCUGUAACAAACCAACCCUCCACAGCUCCUCAACCAACCAGCGGAGCACCUCGUGUGGAAACCCCACCCGUUGAAGCCCCACCCACUGAAGCCCCUCCCACUCCAGCUGCUGCAAUACCAGCUCUCCGUUUCCCCUCGAGCAUUGCUGUGUCCCAAAAUACAGAGAGGACCCAGUCAGGAAGUGCCAGUGGUUUUUCCUCUCCUGUCGACAGUUACGCUUCUGAUGUCACCUCUGGUUUGAGUGACGGAAACGAGGGUCUUUCGGAGAAGAGCGGGAAAGGUCAGAACAAACGCACAGGAACCAAGCUGCUCAGGAAGAGAGCUCGCUCACGGCUACGCAUCACUGGGCUGUCAGAUAAAGUGGAUCGGGUUGUAGAGUGUCAACUACAGACCCAUAACAGCAAGAUGGUGACAUUUAAAUUCGAUCUGGAUGGAGACAACCCAGAAGACAUUGCUACAGUGAUGGUACAUAAUGAGUUUAUCCUACCUGGGGAGAGAGAAGGUUUCAUCCACCGCAUGAGGGACAUUAUCCGUCGGGCAGAGGCACUGAUGAGGAGAGAGCCUUUGGAACCGCUCGGCCCAAGAGACAACGCUCAUCUGCCUUACCUGAGCGGAGUCGGCACACUGUCUGGUUCACAGCCCAAUCUCUACACACAGGGCCUUGCUCGCACGCACUCCUCUUCCUCGUUGCCAGAUUAUGCUGGUCCAGUGACCCGGGGUUCCUCUCCUACCCUGAGCGCAGACUUUUAUGUUGAUCCUGAUGCUGUUCCACCUGUCCGGCCCCUGCGUUCACAAUCCUUCCACACUACAGGUUCCUCACAGACCUAUCAGUCUUCUGUGCCCAACUACCCACAGUACUCCCACCCUGAUGUUCUGCCACAUCUGCCAAAUCAGAUGUCUGGCGUGCCCCCUCAGUUCACCAAACCACCUUACGUUCAGAACACCCACUUCCCCUACCCCUACCAAAUGGAUCACUCCUCCCUUAAAAGUUCCCUCAACCCAAGUCCACUGACCCGUGUCCCCAGCAACCCAAACUUCUCCUCUUCUUCUUCGUCCUCUUCUGUUGUUUCACCAGUUCAGCAGUGCUAUGAGAUGGCGCCUCAAGCAGAAUCCAACACUCUGCCACUUCCAGUGGCCCCUCCACCUGGUCCGCAAGCUGCAGGCAUGUGGCCAUCGCCUUCCCAGCAGCCUUUUAUUUCCCUGGCCAAUGUUCUUUCUCUAGCUAUGAACUUUGCACAGUCCAUCAUACCCGCUGGAUCCAUCCCUCAAGGUUUCCACCCGCAAAUGACCCCUCAACCAGGGUACGGCCCCAUGUAUCCAGCUCAGCAUGCAAGCAUGAGCAACUCCGAUAUUCCAUACCACCAGGGGGCAAUGAGCGGACAGUAUAUGGAUAUGUUCCAAUACCCUGCUCAUACGCAGAUUCCGGCACCAGUUCCUGAACCUCAAGAAGGGAACCAAACAGUAUCUCCAACAGUAGUCCCUCUUGGGGAGGCAAGAACAGGCAUGCCUCCUGAGAUUAAACAGCCAAUUCCCACAAACCCGAGCUCUUCUUCAGUGUCCAGAAGUAGCCCACUUCCAGAGAGCCAGUCUAACCUCAUAGGGCAGCUCAGAGAGCGGGCAGACAGUUCAGCAUCAAGCACCCGCACCCCAUCCACCACAAGCUCACCAGCAUCCUCCACAUCCCCCAGCCCACAAAACACUGUGUCACCGCCUGUCCCAAGGUCCUCCCCCACUCUAUCCAUGUCUCUGGCAGUGUCUGAAACAAAUACCAUUGCAGCAAAAUCCAGACUCUCACCUAUAUCUGAAGAGAAAAAGUCCAUUGUCACAGUGGGACGGUUCCAAGUCAGUCCAAGCAAGGAGAUCCCCAUUCCAACUCCCAGCCCGACCCCCAGUCUGACGCCAACUCCCACCCCUACAGCUACGCCAACAUCCACGCCAACUCAAACAUGUCCUAUAAAAGUUCCCCAGAUCUUGCCCCCCACACACAACAGCCAAUCAGACAGCACCACAGAUUUACAGGCAGAAUCAGAAAGCAGUCCCAGCUCUCUGGAGAAAUCACCACCACAUACCAAACGGCCCAGUGAGACUUUGCCCAGCUCAGACAGUGCCCCCUUGUGGACCGGAGAAACUAACACCCUGGACAGAAAAGUUGUAGAACCAGACGAGAGGCGUGGAGGUGAAGAAGAGGAGGAGGUGGAGGAGGAGACAGAAAGGAGGCGGAGGAGGAUAAGUGUGAGUUUGCUGGACAGUUCAGCCGGGAGUCCUCAGUUCAGUCUAAAUCAGCCGUGGAUGAGCUACACGCGCAGCACAUCAUACGCCAGCAGCGACGAGACAGAGAGUGAAGACGAGGAAAUGUAUGAGGAGCUACAGGAACUCAGAGAGAGACAUGUGGCAGAGGUGCAGGCUCUCCAGGCCUCUCAAAAGCAAGAGAUUGAGGAGCUCUACAAACGGAUGGGGAAAGUGCCCCCUCCGGGAAUCGUGUCCCCAGCGGCCAUGUUGUCCAGUCGCCAGCGCCGUCUGUCUAAGAGCGGAGGGUACCCCACUUCUCGCCGAAAUAGCCUGCAAAGAUUGGAGAUACUGCCACCUACAGGUACCAUAGGUAUCAUACGGAAGAACUCAGUGAGCGGCAGCAGCAGCGGGUCACAGGAGAGGACCAGUAAAGGAGUGACCUUUGCCACUGAUUACGCCAGAAUUUGAUUUGAUUUGCUGAGGAGCUCUUUGGCCCCCGUCCUAUUCUUGUUAUGGAUUGAAGUGACAACACUGCGUCCUCAUGAAACUGCAUGUGUGAGCACAUGUUUGUAGAACGAAGAGUGUUUUCUUCACAGGCUGUGAUGUGAAUAUUUUAACCAGUAUACCUCUGCUCAGUAUUCUAAGGAUGACUUGCUUACCUAGUGAGCUUUCUGAAGAGACACGGGAUUUGAAAGCAGACUAUAUACAUGAAACGUGUUUAGAGAUGCGAUGUAGCUGAUCUCAGCACUGAUUUAUGGAGAAAUGCCCACUCGUUUUCAGCUAUAGCACCCCCGGUGGUUGAAUGUAUUAAUUGCAAAUGUGUUUUUACUUAUUAGGCAGUCCAUGUGGUUGCUCUUUUCGCUAUAAUUUUGUCCAUAUUGCAUUAAUUAUAGCUCAACUUGUCAGUUAAUUUUUAUUUUCAAACUCCCAGGAAGUCAUAAAUACCUGAACGAAUCGGUACUGUAAACAGUUUAACUUUUUUUCUUUUGGAAAAUUACGAUGCAAUUGAAUGCAUGCAAGAACUUUUAGGCCUCACUGUAGGUUUGCUUUUACAUAAAACAGUAUCAUGUAUAUAUUUGACAAUGUAAAAACGUUCAUUAUAGAUUUCAGUUCAAAUGUGACUUUGUUGCUUAAAUAUUUUGCACACACCAAUUGCACAAAUAGUUUUUAUAAAAAAACCCAUAACUCGCAGUAUUGAUUAUGAUUUUAUUUCUCUUUUUUGAUAGAGAACCUUCCUAUUUCUCUCUGAUUGUUGUAGUUAUUCUGAGUAUCCACAUCAUAAAACAAUGCAGAAUGCAAGUUCUGGAAUCAUUGUAAUAUUUAAAUGAGGGUAAUAAGCAUAUUUUAAUGUGCUUAUCAGUCAAAUCUCAUUUAGAUGUUGCAUAAAAGUGACUGAAUAAAUGGAUUUCUGUAGAUAUCAAUCUAAACAAAGUAUCUAAAUCCAACUUUUAGAGAACAAAUAGUGGACAAUCACUCAAAUAAACCUAAAUGCAAUUCAUUAAAUACCCAUACUGCCAUUUUUUGUUUUGUUUUCUAUAUUAUAAAUUAUACAUUUAGUUUUAAUUUUAGAUGGUACUGAUUAAAAAUUUAAUUCCUCCCAAUAUUAAAACCUAUCAUACAGUGAAUUUGCUUUGAAACUCUUCUUAACCGUCUUAAUGCUUUUCCUUUUGUUAUUCGUAUCUUAAUAGUUAAUAGAGUGUGAAAUGAAGAUGUUAACUCGUGUUUUCUUAAUUGAAAGACGAAAUACAAGCAAACACUGACACAUCGCACUUUUCUGCAAGGCGUUUGCCAGUAGAUGAUCUGUAUAUAAGGACAGGGAUGAAUUACGGCGUGUCUAAGAUUAUAUUCCACUGCCUAUGCAGCGAUUUUACAUAUAUAUUAAUGUGUGAAGACAAAAAGAAACAUUGACAACUGAGAAACUGUGAAGUUUGAACAAUUGUUGCCUUAAAGUAUCUGCGUUUGAUGGGACAGCAGGUGUGUUCUACUGCAUAGCAAGAAAAGAUUUAUAUAAUAUAGAUAUAUUUAGAUAAAGAGAAAAGCUGUAUUAUAUUAUGUGGGGGAAAAAUGUUAUACUGCCAUUCUGCCUCUUUUUUCCUUUUUUUUUUACUCUGAUUUCUGGAUGAAACAUGAUUGUUGUAAAUAUACAAAUAAAUAAUGAUUCACAAAAAAA
Messenger RNA from Megalobrama amblycephala (Wuchang bream), 6734 nucleotides. It is a transcript of the gene wnk4b, whose product is annotated as WNK lysine deficient protein kinase 4b. Gene Ontology annotation, cellular component: cytosol; cytoplasm. The record is from RefSeq and is a predicted model, not a curated record. Gene Ontology annotation, molecular function: potassium channel inhibitor activity; protein serine/threonine kinase activity; ATP binding. Gene Ontology annotation, biological process: negative regulation of sodium ion transport; positive regulation of potassium ion import across plasma membrane; monoatomic ion homeostasis. The transcript is spliced from 20 exons. Lineage: Eukaryota; Metazoa; Chordata; Actinopteri; Cypriniformes; Xenocyprididae. Bases 368 to 5032 code for a protein of 1554 amino acids.